GUGGUCUGCUUCUUGCAUCCUUGCAUUUAAUUCGUGUCCUCCGCACAAUCUGGGCAGACCCUUUCCCAACUUUUUCGAGAAUGUGCUGAUUUUUUUUUUUACUUUUUUUUUCCUUUUCUUAUUCUUCAAUUCUUUCAGUACUUCAUCUCAAACUUUAGAGUUGUAAUUCACUAAAUACAUGUAACGUAGAUAUCAUCAGAAUUCUGUAAAGCUGCUCAGAUCUGGAUCCCAAGGAGCUGCAGGAAAGCCAAACUUCGCCGGAGCAGGCGAUGGCGGACGUGCUGCCUAAAGUUGAUCAGGCGAGCACUUCUUCAAGUUCCAGUGAAGUCUCCGUGAGAUAUGAGGAGGAGGUUGAAGUCGACAGUAGUCAAAAUGUUGAUGCCGCAGAAGCAGACGCGGUAGACCGUGGCACUCUUGCUGCAUUUUCGAAUGGCAGGGGCGAUUCCUCAGCUGGGGGUAGUUUUUCAAGAGCAAAUACAUUGCCACCAGAGAUUCUGAACUUGGAGAAAUCGGAACCACCUGUAAAUAACAUUAGGUUGGAGAGAUCGAAAACCGAGAGGCAGAGACAUCGUAAUAUACUUUCCGAAGAGGCAGCGCAAAUUUUUGAUGACAAAAUUCCUGUGCAACAGAAGCUCAAAUUGUUGAACAGAAUAGCUACUGUAAAAGAUGAUGGAACUGUAGAAUUUGAAGUUCCUGGAGAUAUUGAACAACGGGUCCCUGAUAUUAGAAGGGAAAAUGCAUAUGGUGAAGUUGAUGAAUUGCCUCUUGAUGAUACGGAAUUACACUAUAUUCCACCUAUGCAGAUUGUGAUACUCAUUGUUGGAACACGUGGUGAUGUACAGCCGUUUAUUGCAAUUGGAAAGAAAUUGCAGGACUAUGGCCAUCGUGUAAGACUGGCAACUCACUCAAAUUUCAAAGAGUUUGUUUUGACUUCUGGGUUGGAAUUCUAUCCUCUUGGCGGUGACCCCAAAGUCCUUGCUGGAUACAUGGUUAAAAACAAAGGGUUUUUGCCGUCCGGACCUUCUGAAAUACCCGCUCAGCGGAACCAAAUGAAGGAAAUAAUUUUUUCACUGCUCCCUGCUUGCAAAGAACCUGAUGUUGAUACUGGGAUUCCCUUUAAAGCAGAUGCAAUCAUUGCUAACCCCCCAGCAUAUGGGCAUAUCCAUGUUGCAGAGGCCUUAAAAGUACCAAUUCAUAUAUUUUUCACUAUGCCAUGGACGCCAACCAGUGAAUUUCCUCAUCCAUUAUCUCGUGUUAAGCAACCGGCAGGCUACCGACUAUCAUAUCAGAUCGUUGAUUCCUUACUUUGGCUAGGUAUAAGGGAUAUGAUCAAUGAUUUAAGGAAGAAAAAGCUGAAGCUUCGACCAGUCACUUAUUUAAGUGGUACACAAGGAUCUGAAUCUGAUAUUCCACAUGGUUACAUAUGGAGUCCUCACCUUGUUCCAAAACCAAAAGAUUGGGGACCCAAGGUUGACGUUGUGGGUUUUUGCUUCUUGGAUUUAGCAUCAAAUUAUCAACCUCCUGAACCACUUGUAAAUUGGCUUAAUGCUGGCCCAAAGCCCAUUUACAUUGGGUUCGGUAGCCUUCCUGUUCAAGAUCCAGAGAAAAUGACACAAAUCAUAGUUGAAGCUUUGGAAAAAACAGGUCAAAGAGGCAUCAUUAACAAAGGAUGGGGAGGGCUUGGUAACUUGGCAGAACCAAAGGACUUUGUUUACUCACUGGACAACAUCCCUCAUGACUGGCUAUUUUUGCAAUGUUCUGCUGUGGUUCACCAUGGUGGGGCAGGGACAACGGCUGCUGGUCUCAAAGCUGCGGUAUGUACUGCUAUGAUGUUGUCUAUCUCAGACAUCCAUGUUGCUGUUUUUGAGAUGUCACAACUUUUUUUUUCCUCGAUGUAUAGUGUCCUACAACUAUUGUACCAUUUUUUGGUGAUCAACCAUUCUGGGGGGAGAGAGUGCAUGCUAGAGGUGUUGGUCCUUCUCCUAUACCAGUUGACCAAUUCUCACUUCAGAAGUUAAUUGAUGCAAUUAACUUCAUGUUAGAUCCAGAGGUACUUGAAUGACAACCUUUUUCACCCAACAACCUUUUUCUUAGUGUCUGAGAAAAUCCAUGUUCAACUACUGCGCUCCGACAAUGUACAGGUUAAACAGCGUGCAAUUGAACUUGCAAAGGCUAUGGAGAAUGAAGAUGGAGUAACUGGAGCAGUUAGAGCAUUUUUCAAACACCUUCCUCGGAAAAAACUAGAGCCAGAAUCAGUACCCGUGACUUCAAGUUUCCUCUCUAUAAGGAAAUGCUUCGGCUGUUCCUAGGUCAUUUAUAUUCAAUUCAAUUUACAUGUCUAUUAUUGUUUAGUCUUCUUUCAGCUGCUCUUUGGGCAUAAAAUGCUCACGUCGAUAUAUAUGUCUCUGUCAUUGUUUAGUGUAUAUUUUAUGUAAUUAUGUUUGGUUGGUUAAAGGUAAUCUGUUUUGUUAAAAUCAUUAUUUUGUAGUCCAUUUAUUUUUCUUACACUAAUUCAUUUCUCAUGUUUAUGAUGAAAUAUGGUAUUGCUAUUUCCUUUGCUGUCAUGUAACCUUUACCGCU
Oldenlandia corymbosa var. corymbosa is the source of this 2580-nucleotide messenger RNA. NCBI's taxonomy places the organism in Eukaryota, Viridiplantae, Streptophyta, Magnoliopsida, Gentianales, Rubiaceae. The record is from the annotation of a GenBank genome assembly.